Molecule: messenger RNA, 3267 nt
Organism: Lathyrus oleraceus (garden pea)
Lineage: Eukaryota; Viridiplantae; Streptophyta; Magnoliopsida; Fabales; Fabaceae
Exons: 9
Coding region: 131-2686 (851 amino acids)
Molecular function (GO): ubiquitin binding
Source: RefSeq, a predicted model, not a curated record
AAAUAAGAUUAACUUUGAUUGAUUCUGGAAAACGGUAAAACCUUGCAGCAUAACCUAGUCACUUUAGAACCAAUGUCAUAGUUCCUUCCCCUUCUUUUCUAACCUUUCAUCAACGAUUCUCAUAACAAAAAUGUCGAAUCGUUACGGUCAGGGUAGGCAAGACCAUUACAACAACAACAACAAGGGUUUCAACAAAACUCAGAAGAAAUUUGUCCCUAAAAAUUCCACUCCAACCCUGUCAACUUCCUUAAGAGAGAAACAACAAUCUGGUUCCGGUAGUAGUGGCAAUUCGUUGGGUAGGGUUCAAACAGGGGGUGUGAAUGGCAAUUUCGUGAACUAUUUGCCACAAGAUGAAGCUGUGGCUGCUGGUUUUGGGGCAGAGGAUGGUGGAUUGGAUGCCGUUGAAUCUCAGAGAGUUGUUGAUCUUCUUAAUUCACAGUUGUCUCGUUUGCUCAAGUUGAAGCCCAAGGAAUUUUGGUCACAAGUGGCUGGUGAUACCUCCCUGCAUGAGUUUCUCAACAGCUUUCUGCAGUUUAGGAGUAGAUGGUAUGAUUUCCCUCACCGCGGGACUAGAGGGAUUGUUGCUGGUGUUAUUUUCGGAGAGCAUGAUUUGAGCCGUCGUGUUUUCAUGGUAUUAUAUCGCAUGUCUUCCAAUAGAGAUCCUGGUGCUCGACCUGCUGAUACGCUCAGUUUGAGAGAUCAUGAAGUUCUUUUGCAGGAGAAGAAGUUGCUUGAUUUGCCAAAGUUGUUUGAUAUAUGUGCCAUAUACAAUCAUGAAAAUGAAGAAUUGACAAAAUUGCUGGUCAGAAAAGCAUUGCAUGCUCAGCCUUGGAUGCAUGAUAAUUUGACUGCAGUAACAUUUCAUUUUAUGAGCAUUGCAAGCACAAUGCAAGAACGGUGCAGUUCAUCAUUGGAGGUCUUAUUUGCUUCUGGAAGUCUUGAUGACCACAAUGCUGCUUUUCUCCGAACUGAUCUUCUGGAGGUGAUGGACUUUAUAAAUGAUGCAAUUGUAUCAAUGGAUGCUUUUGUUAGUGCCUACGAACCAGCAGCUUUAUUCUUCUCUUCCCCUGUUGAGAUGAGUUAUGGGAAUGAGGAUCUGCUGGGCUUCCUUGCCAGAUUGCAUGAUUUGCUAAUUCCAUCCAUGCAAAAGGGGUUCAACAUCAUUUUUGCGGACAAACAGGAUGACGCAGUCUCUAAUAUUGUGGUUAGUUUGAAGAUGUUAAGAAUGAGGUUGGCGAAGUUUGGGUGGCAAUUAUUGCAACUUUGCUAUUUAAGUGAUGAUGUGUUCCUAGAUAGCAUUCCUCUUCCAGCUGCCACAAAGAUGUUUCCUGCCAAUGUGGAAGACCCAGUCAUCAGAGCGGAUAUUCUGGUUCAAACAUUUAGAGACAUCAAUUCAGUAACAUUAAGUUUCCAGGAAAUCCAUCUGAAGGAAACAUUUCUUCAAGAUGUCGAAAGGAAUUUCAAUGUAUUAAGCAGGAUUGAGGGAUUAAAGCAUAAUGGAUGGAUAAUUUUUGACGAUGAACAACUAAAAUAUUUAUCUGGGAUAUUGAGUUCUCCGAAGGAGAUUAAUAAGGAAUCAUAUUCAACAAAGAUUGCUGUGCCGGACCAAACAGUGCAGGCGGAUGAAGAUGCUGUGGUUCUAGAGUCAAAAAUCAGUCAAAUUAGGGACCUGUUCCCUGAUUAUGGUAAAGGGUUUUUAUCUGCAUGUCUCGAGGUCUAUGACCAGAAUCCAGAAGAGGUUAUUCAAAGAAUUUUAGAAGGAACCCUUCAUAAUGAUCUGAUGUGCUUAGAUACUUCAUUAGAGACGGUGCCACAGUCACAAGCCAAGUCAACCACUGUUAGCGGGAAAGAUAAAGGAAAAGGUAUACUAAUUGAUUCUACGCCGGUGUCCUCAAAUACAAAAGUUUAUAGUGGGAAGAACCAGACACAAGGGCCAUUGAUGCCAUCAUCUGCUCCACUUGGAAAAUUUGUGAGGAAAUCUAGAGCCGACAUGCCUGAUCCAAGUAUUUUGGACAAUAACAAUGAGAAAGAUGCAUCGAGAAUUUUACAAUAUGAAUAUGAUGAUGAGUAUGACGACUCUUUUGAUGACUUGGGUCUAAGCGUAGCGGACUCUGGAGUAGAAGAAAAUGAAAUACUUGGCGACGAUGAAAUGAACGAAAAAUCGGGUAGAUCGAGAGCAAUAGGCUCCGGAAACUCUGCCCAAAAUGCCUCUAAUACAAAAUGGGGCUCCAGGAAAACGCCACAGUACUAUGUCAAGGAUGGUAAGAAUUACAGCUACAAAGUGGCAGGUUCAGUAGCAGUUGCAAAUUCUGAUGAAGCUUCAUUAGUUAAUGAAGCUCAAAAGGAAAUGAUACAUGGUCUUGGACGUGGCGGCAACCUUCCUCAUGGUGCGGUUCAGAAGUUGGCAGAUUCCUACAAGGGAGGUGGUAACCAAUUCCAUGUUUCUGAAACAGAAGGGAGAGGGAAUAGCAGUGGCAGAGGAAAGAGAGAAGGAGGAAAACAAAUUGAACAUAAUCAACAGCAGGGAAAACAAUCUGAUGUUUCUGUCACUGAAGUAGAAGGUAGAGAUCAGGGUCCAAAUAACAGGGGGAGAGGCAGAGGGAGAGGGAGGGGAGGAGGUAGAAACAAUCAUUACAGGAAGGACCAAGCCAUGAAGAAGCAUUUCUCUGGAUUGAGUGGUUUUUAAUUAUAUGCCCAUCAAAUCAACAUACAUAUCUUACUAGCUAAGAUACCAACUCUGGCUAGUGUCAAAGUCUACAUGUUAUAACAUUAAAUGUUGUGUUAAAGAUCAAUCAGAUGUAUAGACACUGUGCAUUGCUCCUCUUCUGCUGACAGUUUUCUCCUCCUUGGAAAGCAUGGCUCAUGCAUUGACUGAUUUUAGUCUAUAAUGGAUGCAGCGAGCAUUGUUGAAUUCGCAAUCAGCUAUCGCGAUACCAACUUUAUCUUAUACAAAAUAGUUUAAUGUCCUGUAAAGGUUACUUCAUACCGGAAUUCAGUUUUGGUUAAGAGAUUUUGAAUGUAUUUUAGCCUACAUUUCCUUUUAAACUAUGAAUAAUUUAGUUAUAUAAUAAGUAAUUUUGUUAUGGAGCAGCCUUAACUGAUGGCAGUGUUAGCCAGAGUAGGCGAAAGGGUGCGGCACAUUUCAGUCUUCUUCUGUGUCAACUGUGAAGAGAAGAGAGACAUCGUCGUAGGGUUUAUCCAUGAACUUUGAUGUUAUUUGAACAUUGAACGUAUUCAUAAAAAUGAAAAUUGGUUGGUUGGAUUCAA